AUGGAGAAGCAAGAAUGGGGUUUCAAGGAGAACCAUGAGGUGCAUGCAACUGCAGCUUUGACUAUGAGAAACAUUCUUGAAGCCCUCAUCGCAAACAUGGAUGAAAAUGGGACUGGGAAAUCGAUGAUUCAUCUGGGACACGGUGAUCCUUCAAUCUAUCCUUGCUUUCGAACAUCUACGAUCGUUGAAGAUGCAUUAGUUGAAGCCACUCGAUCUGCUAAGUUCAACUGUUAUGCUCCUGGUGCUGGAAUAGCUCCUGCAAGGAGUGCUAUUGCCGAGUAUCUAUCAAGAGAUCUUCCUUACAAGUUAACAUCCAACGACGUAUUCCUCACCGUUGGAGCAGACCAUGCUAUCGAAGUCUUGCUAACCGUUCUUGCUCGCCCCGGUGCAAAUAUAUUGUUUCCAAGACCUAAUUAUCCAACGUAUGAAGCCGAAGCUCGAUUUAGUCCGCUCAAAGUUCGUCAUUACGAUCUCCUCCCAGAGAAAGGCUGGGAAGUUGAUCUAGACGGUGUUAAAGCGUUGGCGGAUGAUCAAACUGUGGCUAUAGUUCUCAUCAACCCAGGGAACCCUUGUGGAAAUGUUUUCACAUUUAAGCACUUGAAAAAGAUUGCAGAAACAGCAAGAAAACUUGGAAUUCUGGUGAUAGCAGAUGAAGUUUAUGCCCAUCAAGUAUUUGGAGAAAACCCGUUUAUCCCGAUGGGGGUAUUUGGAGAUAUAGCACCCGUUGUGACGGUUGGGACAUUAUCAAAACGAUGGAUCGUUCCUGGUUGGCGUUUAGGUUGGAUAGCGAUAACUGAUCCUAUCGGCAUUCUUCAACAAACCGGGAUUGCUGGUUCCCUAACAAGUUGUCUUACGAUAACAGCUGAUCCCCCUACUGUUAUUCAGGGAGCAGUUCCUCACAUCAUAGAGAACACACCACACUCUUUUUUCUUGAACAUCAACAAGUUACUAAAGGAGGCAGCAGACAUGCUUUACAAGAGACUUAAGGAGAUACCGCUUGUUUCAUGCCCGUACAAACCCGAGGGAUCAAUGUUCGCCAUGGUGAAGUUAAACCCAUCAGAUUUUGAUGAUAUAGUUGAUGAUACAGACUUCUGUAUGAAGUUGGCAAGAGAGGAAUCCAUGAUCCUUUUUCCAGGGGAUGCUUUUGGUUUGAAGAACUGGGUUCGAGUGAGUUUUGCUGCAGAUCAAAAAGUGCUUCAAGAUGCAACUGGGAGGAUGAAAGCGUUUUGCUUGAGACAUGCAAAACAUUACUAG
Messenger RNA from Cynara cardunculus var. scolymus (artichoke), 1254 nucleotides. Its product is annotated as S-alkyl-thiohydroximate lyase SUR1-like. The record is from RefSeq and is a predicted model, not a curated record. The coding region runs from base 1 to 1254 and encodes 417 amino acids. Gene Ontology annotation, biological process: amino acid metabolic process; biosynthetic process. The transcript has 7 exons. Gene Ontology annotation, molecular function: transaminase activity; pyridoxal phosphate binding. Lineage: Eukaryota; Viridiplantae; Streptophyta; Magnoliopsida; Asterales; Asteraceae.